Messenger RNA from Nannizzia gypsea CBS 118893, 480 nucleotides. RefSeq lists its product as hypothetical. Bases 1 to 480 code for a protein of 159 amino acids. The transcript is spliced from 2 exons. NCBI's taxonomy places the organism in Eukaryota, Fungi, Ascomycota, Eurotiomycetes, Onygenales, Arthrodermataceae. The record is from RefSeq and is a predicted model, not a curated record.
AUGACAUUCUUCCGCUGUGGACUCUUCUACGGCCUCAGCCCGCAGACAAACGCUUACUCGACCAUCGUCAAUUUCAACACAGGCACAGGAUUCAGGGACCAGCCCAGUCCUCAGCACUGCGCCAUCAUGUCUGCGUUCCACCACCACCUUGACCUCGCCGGGAGGCGUCGUCUGGGGCUCAUCGAUGUCUACGAAAGGUCGUACCUGUCCGACGAACCCAAACAGGAUGCAGACACGACAAUUGUACCUCCCCAGUUCGCUCCCACGCCCAUGGUGCGCUCAUCUACUCUUUCAUUCUCGGACUCGUCAGUAUCAAGUUUAGGCGGCGACUUGAAAACUGAGGUCCAGCGCAUGCUAAGGGAGACGGAGCAGUCCCAUCACCCCCCUGGGCAGCAGGAACACCAGCCCCAGGAGCUUCUGCAGUCGGAUGGGGAGAAUGGCGACGACGAGUAUAAAGCAAAGGAGAUGUGGCCCCUUUGA